Messenger RNA from Trichomonas vaginalis G3, 825 nucleotides. Its product is annotated as cyclin-dependent kinase inhibitor 2C-related family. Bases 1 to 825 code for a protein of 274 amino acids. NCBI's taxonomy places the organism in Eukaryota, Parabasalia, Trichomonadida, Trichomonadidae. The transcript has a single exon. Gene Ontology annotation, molecular function: protein binding. Gene Ontology annotation, cellular component: nucleus; cytoplasm. The record is from RefSeq and is a predicted model, not a curated record.
AUGACUCCUCUUCUUUACGCAGCAUUAAAAAAUAACACUGAUCUAGCAGAAUUUCUAAUUACUCAUGGUGCUAACGUCAACAAGCAUGGUGAAACAAAUAAAAUCGCACUUCAUUAUGCUAUCCAACGUGGUAAUCUCAAGCUGGCUGAACUUCUCAUUUCGAAUGGAUCCAGAAUCCAUCUUAAAGAUGAAAAAAACCGAACUUUACUUCAUAAAGCAUCAGAAAUUGGUAAUAGUAAACUCGUUGGACUCCUACUUGAACAUGAUCCUGAUAUAAAUGCAAGGGAAUAUGAAAGAAAAACUGCGCUUCAUCUUGCAACUUUGCCUAGAUGUAUUGAUGCUGCCAAACUUCUUAUUUCGCAUGGUAUAAAAUUGGAUGCAAGAGACCUUUUUAUGAAAACUGCCCUUCAUUACGCAGUUGAUAAUGAUAAUAAAGAUUUGGUUGAAACCUUGAUUUCCCAUGGUGCCAAUAUAAAUGCAAUUGAUGGAUAUGGGGAAACUGCACUUAAUUAUGUUGCAAAGAGUAAUAAUUUUGACAUCGCGCAAUAUCUUGUUUCACAAGGUGCAAAUGUCAAUAUGCGUGCUGAAAACAAGUGCACUGCUCUUCAUGAUGCAGCUCUGAACGGUAGCACUAAAAUUGCAAUUUUACUAAUUGAGCAUGGUGCAAAUAUCAAUGUAACAGAUUAUGAUGAUCAAACUGCUCUUCAUUAUACAGCAUAUAACCGAAAGAAUGAAUUAAUGAAUUAUCUUAUCGAGCAUGGUGCCGAUGUCAAUGCUAGAGAUGUAAAAGGGAGAACAUAUCUUGAUAUAAUGAUAACUAAUUAA